AUGUCGUCAUUCGACUAUAAAUACAGGUUAACACCUGGUGCCAUCAAGGAGGCGGUGCUUUCCACCUUUCAGUCAGAUAUUUCAGAUUCCUCACCCAAAAAUUCAAGCGAAUCCCUAUCACCGACAAGUUCACAAAACGAAACAAUAGUUUUCAGAGAAAAAUGCCAAUAUUGCAUAAUUUCUAGGUCAAUUUUAGGGGUUUUAACUCUGACAAGGGAGUCCCUGACCUUUGAGCCAGACAUUAGAGAUGUAAACGUAGACGAACACGGUCAAGGAUAUUAUCAAAUUCAUGUAGAUAUGGAGAAUAUUCUGGAGUGUGGCUGUAUUGGUGGACCAUCGCAAGAGCUGCUAGGAUUGGAGGAUAUGCGAUGUAACGGCUUCUUACAAGUAGUACUUAGGCAGUUUUCAGAUAGUUUCGACCUGUUGUACCAGUCUAGCGGCUCAAGUUUCGAAUCUGCAUAUCAAGAACCAAUACAGGAAAGGAGUAAAAAGUCGAUGGGAUUUAAUUUUUCAAAAAUAGGUUCAGCCAUAUUUUCGGUUUUACCAGGCACCAAAGGAAGGAACAGCAAGCUUUUCAAAAGGAGCCACUCACAUGUCUCGAUUCUAUUUGGCUUUUUUAAUAAGGAAUUGGCUUAUAUGUGCACAAACAAACUCAUGGCACUUUUGGAUAUGUGCAACAAUUCGACACCAUCCUCAGACCGAUCUAGAAUCAUUCGGAUCCCAUUUUCAAGUAAUAGCUUAAUAGAAAGUUGGAAUAAUCUAACGGAUACAGCUGAGGAAUUGGACGAACCAAACGACAAAUACGUAAAUUUUGAACACUUCAGUGCCGUUGGAAACCGAAGCAAAAUUCUCACAUUUGAUAUGGUUAAGAACCUAAACUCAUACCUUCCGGCAAGCAUUGCAAUUAGGGAGUGGAUUCUAAGCUUCGAAACUGUACACGACGGAAUUAGCUACCACACAUUCUACAAGAAUCUCGAAAAUAAGGAUAACUGUAUAAUAGUAAUAGAAGAUUCAAAAGGUGGAGUUUUUGGCGCCUUCACACCCCAAAUCAGGUAUAACCUCAGGUUUUAUGGUUCAGGAGAAACUUUCGUGUUUAAAUUUCAAAAGGGGAACCUAAAAGUUUUUAAAUCUCAAGGCAAAAAUAGGUGUUUUAUUUAUUCAAGUGAUCACUCAGUGAUCAUUGGAGGAGGAAAUAACCCGGCCAUUACCAUCGGUCGCGCUUUCAAGGUCGGAACAACAGCCCACAGCGAAACAUUUGAUAAUGAACCCCUUUCAGAGGAUUACCAUUUUGAAAUCAAACACAUGGAAGUUUGGACUUUCGGAGGCUUCCUUACAUCGUAA
Molecule: messenger RNA, 1341 nt
Organism: Theileria annulata
Lineage: Eukaryota; Apicomplexa; Aconoidasida; Piroplasmida; Theileriidae
Exons: 1
Coding region: 1-1341 (446 amino acids)
Source: RefSeq, a predicted model, not a curated record